UCAAAGCAGUGAAUCUGCUGGGGAAUCAAAGACGUAGAAGUUUCAGUUAGAAAAUUAAACAGUUUUGUAAAGAGGGAAAACAAUCUGGACAGGUUUUAAAGAAUUAAUAGAAGAAGAAGUUGUUCCAUUUGAAGAUUUCAUCAUCAUUUGAAAUCUAUAUAUACAGAUGGAAAAAAUGAUAAUUUGUGAAGUUGGAAAAAAAUUGAGAGAAAGGUAGGCAAUGGUAAAGUGACAGUAAUACUGAUAAAUUUAUAGAAAACUGUUACAUGAAUAUGAAAUAGGGAGCAAAGUUGAGCAACAGUUAACUUACUGCAGAUGAUUAUAUUGUAAAUCAUUACAUAAAGUACAGAGUGCCCACAAUGUAAUUAUUGAUUGAAUCUGAUCAUACAUGACACACAUAUGUAUAUAAUUACAGGUGGACUUUAACAAAGAUGAACAGGUGUAUGUAAUAUAUAUAUUGUUUUUACUCUGAAAUGACUAACACAUGUAAUGGGUAUGUGACUAUGGAAUUUAACCAGACAGUAGGAGGAAAUACUGGACAGAAAGAGAAUAUGGUAAAGUUUAUAAAGAAAGAAUUGGAAACAGAAGCUGAAACUGUCAUUGAACAAAAGAAUAAUUGUGGAAGGGGAACAGAUGUCGAAUAUAUUGAAUGUAAACCAGACAUUAGAAAUAUUUGUAAAAUUGAUUCUGGAAACAGUAUUGGUAAGGAUAAAGAUGUAGAAAGAAGUGGAAGAGAGUCAGAAGAUAUGGAAAGUAAUACAAGAAUGAGGAGAAGUGUCAGGAAAGCCAAACGAAAAGUUGACAGUAACUUUGAAUAUUUUAAAACUAAAAAACAUACAAGAAACAAUAUUGAAGAAACAAACUUUCUUCCUUCAAAACAUAAAAGACUGAAGAAACGAAAUCAGGAUAGUAAGACUGACAAGCAAGACUUCACUGCUGUUGAAAAAAUUCAGACUGCUAACUCUGAACAAGUUGAUAAAGAUUUAGUCCAGACUACUAAUUCUAAGCAGAUUGUUGUUGAUGAUGAUGGAGACCAGACUGCUAAUUCUGAAGAUGUUGGAGUUGAUGAUUAUGGAAAUGAGACUAUUAAUUCUAGAGAGGGUGACGAUAGUGAUGGAGAUCAGACUAUCAAUUUAAGAGAGGAUGCAGUUGAUAAUGAUGGAAUUCAGACUUCAAGAGAGGAUGCAGUUGAUGAUAAUGGAGAUCAGACCUCAAGAAAGGAUGCAGUUAAUGAUGACAGAGAGGAAAAUUUUGAGGUAGAAGUAAAGAAGAAAAUCCUUGAUACCGUUGGAAUUACAGAAACGGACCAAAACACCAAGGCAAAUGUUUCAGCAUCUGACAUUACUGAUCAGAUACUAGACAGAGAAACUAAAGGUAUGAAAUGUUUGAAAUGUAAACUUGGUUUUUCGAACAGAAAUGAGUAUAUCAGUCAUAUGAAAGAACUACAUAAAGAUUAUGUGCCUUGUGAACAUUGUGACACUUACUAUAAAACGAAAAGUACAAUGAUGAAACAUUUCCGAAAGACACACAGUGUUAAAACUAAUGGAAGUGCAUCUAAACAAAAACGGCCAACAUAUCAAUGCACAUACGAUGGGUGUUUGAAAGAAUUUAAAGACAAAUGGGGCAGAACAAAGCAUGUAAAUGCUGUUCACUUAAACAUUAGAAAACAUGUGUGUGAACAUUGUGGCUUUCGUUUCAAGAACUCUUGGCACCUAAAAAUGCACGUAUCUUCAGUUCAUACAAAAGAUAUAUCUCGUAUUAAUCCUUCUAGAAGCUAUGCUGACAGACCUUUCAGAUAUAAAUGCUCUUAUGAAGGCUGUUUAAAACAGUUUAAAGACAAAUGGGAAGAAAAAAAGCAUGUGAAUGCUGUUCAUUUGAAUAUUAGAAAAUAUCAGUGUGAAUUUUGUGGAUACCGUGCUAAGACAUUUAAUGCGCUUAAAGUGCAUUUAUUGGCUAUUCACACCAAGGAAAGUGAGAAGAAAGUUUAUGAAUGUGAUGUCUGCGGUAAAUCCUUCGGAAAACGGAACUCUUUGUAUUAUCAUAAAACGUUGCAUUCAGACACAAAACACUACAUCUGCGAAUUUGAAAACUGUGGAAAAUCAUUCAGACUAAAGGAUGGUCUGAGAAAGCAUGAAAGGAUUCACACUGGUUUCAAACCUUAUCAGUGUGAAGUUUGUGAGGAGAGAUUCAGCAGGAAGAUUUACCUCGAAACCCACAUGUAUAAACAUACAGGUUUAAAGAAGUUCGUCUGCGAGAUCUGUAAAAAGUUCUUCAGUCAGAAGGGUAACUUGACCGUCCACAUGUUACUUCAUGACCAGGAACGACCAGUCUAUAAGUGUCAGAAAUGUUCUUAUACAUCAAAUUUUAAGUCAAAUCUGACAAAACACUUGCAACAACAUUGAUAAAAAAGAUGAUGAUGACUUAGACAGCAAGAAGAGAGGUUUUGAAGAAGAAAAAAAAUAGGAUAAACUGUGUAAUUGGCCUUCGAAGGUGAAAGCGGCUUCUCUUAGCUCAUGUUAUCUGUCACCCUGGCAGAAGUACAGUAGAUGUUAAAAAGCAGUUGGGUAAAUGAGUCUUGUUCAGUUGAAAAUAUGUCUAAAGUAUAAACACAAGGAACCAUGAUGACCAAAUAUCACUCUCCUGACAGAUCUGAUGAUCAGGGCUUCAGGAAUUUUGAAAGCUCAGUUGGUCUGAGACGAAAUAAGUUCAUUUCAGUUGAUGCUACCACAUCAUUUAUACAUGGUAGAUCUAGUACAUUUUGUAUUAUAGUAGGGCAAAGAAAUGAAGUGUCAUGCAGUAAAAGUGAUUGAGAGACCAUGGCUGAGUGAUUAAGGGCACUGAAGCACUUGCCCUCACUGCUGUGGGUUUGAAACCAGCUUGCUUUUGGUGUAGAAUUCUUUUAUAUGAAAGAGCUUUCCAGCUGGCUUACAGAAGAGUAGUGGAUCUACCCAGGAGCCUGCCCAUGAUGAAAAUAAUGGCUGGAGGGACACUUUAAGGCUUUCUCCACUAUCAAAAGCUGGAAGGGCUCCUCAAGUCUGUAUCACCUUUGGGUAGUUUAUCAUCCCUGUUGUUAAAUAGGAUGAUAAACUACCAAAAAAAGAUUUACUGGUCACUGUAGAUAAACAUUUAAUGAUUAUGGACAAUUAAUUUUAUAUAUGAUUGUAAAUUUGUUCAAAUUUCACUAACCUCUUAGAAAUAUGGUUACCAGUGAGGUUGAAUUUUUAACUUGCCUGAACACUAUUAAAGAGCUCAUUGUGAGCUUUUAAGAUCGAUUAAAUUCUGUCAUCUGGCCAUCAUCUGGAAUUUCUUAGAACAAUGUCUUCAUAACCACAAAGCCAGUUUCAUCCUAAUUUCACAGGAGUGUUCUUUGGGUAGUCCUCUUUCAAAUUCCUUCAAAUCGACCCAUGCAUAAUUUUAGUUGCCAAAAGGAUAUCUUUAAGUAAUCUCCUUGUCACAAACCCAAAGCCAGAUUUUAAAAUAACUUAACAGCAAUGUUCCCUUCUUCAAGCCAUGAUGAUUUU
This is a messenger RNA of Mercenaria mercenaria, 3521 nucleotides long. Its product is annotated as zinc finger protein 729-like. Gene Ontology annotation, biological process: regulation of cytokine production; regulation of immune system process; negative regulation of transcription by RNA polymerase II. NCBI's taxonomy places the organism in Eukaryota, Metazoa, Mollusca, Bivalvia, Venerida, Veneridae. The transcript is spliced from 3 exons. The record is from RefSeq and is a predicted model, not a curated record. Bases 474 to 2402 code for a protein of 642 amino acids.